GCCUCAACCUCUCUUGUACAACUUCAGCCAAUCCGUCCGCUGACGACCACCCAUCGCUGCAUCUUAACAAACCGACAAGGAGGACUCCCACUUGUCACCUCUAAAUAUCGAUCUUGUAUCUGACUCCGUCAUUCCAAAUAACCAUUUGUCGCUCGGCUCCGCGCAGCGAGUCAACCCGUAGCGAAAAUGGGCAAAGCCGAAGUCGGAUCGACGAAAUACCUCUCCAACAAGAUGAAGCAAAAAGGCCUGACGCGCCUACGAUGGUACUGCCAGAUAUGCGAGAAGGCAUGUCGCGAUGAAAACGCCUUCAAGAUGCACUGCCAGUCCGAAAGCCACAUGCGGCGGGCGCUGGAGACGGGUCAGAAUUUCAAGACGGUCCAGGACGAGUACAGCAAGCAGUUCCUGCACGAGUUCAUCUCGCUACUCAAGACGGCGCACGGCGAGAAGAGCAUCCACGCCAACCGCUUCUACCAGGAGGUCAUUGCGCGCCGGGACCACACCCAUCUCAACGCCACGCGUUGGCAUUCCCUGACCGACUUUGUCAAGUACAUCGCCCGCGAGGGGAUUGUGAGGGCCGAGGAGAAAGAAGAUGGCAUCUUCAUCGCGUGGAUCGAUGAUUCUCCCGAGGCCAUGAAGCGGAGGGAAGCCGUCAGGAGGAAGGAAAUGCAGGACAAAGGCGACGAGGAGAGGGAGCAGAUGUUGCUGAGGGAGCAGAUCAAGAGGGCCCAGAGGGAUGCCGAGGCAAGAGGGUUUGCGGUGAAUGGCGGGGAAGAUGAUGAGGACGAGGGAAAGGUGCUGAAGCGGGAGCAGGGAGAGAAGAUCAAAUUGUCGUUUGGGACGAAACCUCCAGCGGCAGGGUCGACGGUGGCAAAGAACACUACGCAUGAGCCGGAUGCGACACCGGCGUCAAGUACCGGGGAAAAGGACAGCACAACCCCUGAAUCAACGGGGGAGGCGAGCAACGGGGAGCAGGAAAAGAAGCAGGAUGCUAAGCCGGUAUCACUAAAAGUUGCCGCCAAACCGCAACCGAAGAAUGUCUUCAAGAAUGCGUUUGCAGGUGCCCCGAAGAAGGUGAUGGCCGCGCAACCGAAGAAGAUGAGCGAGGCAGAGAGGAUCAUGAAGGAGGAGUUGGAGCGAAAAAGGGCGCGCGAAGCGGGCGGUGGACCUCCCAACAAAAGACCGCGCUUUUAGCAGCAUCAUUAUCAGUCAGCGACAGACCCUGGCAUGGUUGGCUACAUGGAGCAUUCAUCGGCGUUGGGGGCUAUACUUAGACGGGGCAUGAUACCAGGAAGGAAAUGGAAAGCAUGAUCUGAUUUCUACCGUCGCUAACGCUCCAGUCCGAGUAACCAUGCGUUUGACCAAAGUAGAUC
This is a messenger RNA of Canariomyces notabilis, 1370 nucleotides long. RefSeq lists its product as uncharacterized. Lineage: Eukaryota; Fungi; Ascomycota; Sordariomycetes; Sordariales; Chaetomiaceae. Gene Ontology annotation, molecular function: double-stranded DNA binding. The transcript has a single exon. The record is from RefSeq and is a predicted model, not a curated record. The coding region runs from base 187 to 1191 and encodes 334 amino acids. Gene Ontology annotation, biological process: DNA replication; DNA damage response. Gene Ontology annotation, cellular component: nucleus.